This is a messenger RNA of Saccharomyces paradoxus, 540 nucleotides long. RefSeq names its product Ldb18p (gene LDB18). Bases 1 to 540 code for a protein of 179 amino acids. The record is from RefSeq and is a predicted model, not a curated record. The transcript has a single exon. NCBI's taxonomy places the organism in Eukaryota, Fungi, Ascomycota, Saccharomycetes, Saccharomycetales, Saccharomycetaceae.
AUGUCUAGUCUUGAGCUUGUUGAAGCUCUAGAAGAAAGGUAUGACCGACUGGAGGUGCUUAUAGGCACCGGAUACAGCAAGAAUUCCGAUGUUUCAGCGCAACUAGAUGAACUAUACAGACAGUUACAUCAUCUAUACUUCCAGGGUCUAAAGUACUCUCAAGAUCUUCUACAACUCUUAAAUGCUUUCUUAAUGGAAGAUACUGAGAACAUAGGAGCUCCUGAUGACGUUCUUAUUUUUGCUAGUUGCUUUGACGAUAUCUAUACAUUAUAUAGUAAAUUUGACGAGUUGAACAAUCAAUAUAUGGAGUUUUGUCAGAUCAGGAAAAGUUCGUUAUAUCAGAUUCCCUCCAAAGAUGGCAAGAUUGUAACGAAGCACUUGAAGGAACUUCCUAAGCUGGUGAAUAACUGUAACAUGAUGAUUUUAAGAUCAAUUGCAACUCUAAACCGUUUCAUUGAUUGGAAUAUUGAGAUUAAUGAAUUCUUUCAGUUCCAAAAGAAAAGAUUGUUAAAUUUACAAAAGGUAAUUUAUAGUACGUGA